Messenger RNA from Photinus pyralis (common eastern firefly), 408 nucleotides. RefSeq names its product torso-like protein. The transcript is spliced from 2 exons. Lineage: Eukaryota; Metazoa; Arthropoda; Insecta; Coleoptera; Lampyridae. Bases 1 to 408 code for a protein of 135 amino acids. The record is from RefSeq and is a predicted model, not a curated record.
AUGCACAAACAAGUGUUUGUGUACGAACGCACGGUUUAUCGUGAGAUAAAGGAGAGAUUAAAAACGCACGGAAUAUCAAACCUGAGUUCCGUUGAAUUAUCAAACUUCUUUAGUCCAUGGUACGCCCAGCACAUGGGAAAAAUCAAGGUGGCAAGCGGAAACAAGACGGUGGAAAGUUGGUGUCACACGAAGCUGCGCGUUCACUACUACAUAUUCUCAUAUCCCAGUCUUUUAAAGAUACAUUCCAAUCCGCAAUUGUUGAGCGUCUUAAAUGGUCUCUUGCAAAAUGAAGCACUACUUCAACUCGACAUGCGUUCGUUAGCACCUGCGUUUAAGGAUCCGGAAAAGCAGCAGUGGUUCGAAGAGGUACUGGACAAUUAUUUAAAAUUAUGGGAAGUCAAUUUGUGA